Molecule: messenger RNA, 1695 nt
Organism: Rotaria socialis
Lineage: Eukaryota; Metazoa; Rotifera; Eurotatoria; Philodinida; Philodinidae
Source: the annotation of a GenBank genome assembly
AUGCAUCUUCGAUCGAUUCUUCGACAUCGAACUGUACUUUCUACAUCUUUUCGUAUUCUUCAAAAUUAUUCGCCAACUGUUUCAAAUCAAUCAAAUUAUCAUCAUUUGAUUCAUCAAAAACCUGUCGGUCGUACAUCAAUACCUAUUCAACGAUAUUUAGCUACAAAUGCUAAGCCCGAUAGUACGACAUCAUCAACUGGCGCAGAAAAACAUCAAUUCCAAGCUGAAACUCAACAACUGUUGCAUAUUGUUGCAAAAUCUCUCUAUUCGGAUAAAGAAAUAUUUAUUCGUGAACUAAUUUCCAAUGCAAAUGAUGCAUUAGAAAAAUUACGUUAUAUGCAAUUAGCAUCUGGUGAUCAAAGUAUAACUGAUGAUAAACGUGAAAUUUAUAUUACAGUUGAUGAUAUUAAUAAUACAUUAACGAUCAAAGAUACUGGUAUUGGUAUGACGAAAAGUGAAGCAAUCGAUAAUUUAGGUACAAUUGCUCGAUCAGGUUCCAGAUUAUUUCUUGAAGAAUUAAAAAAAGAUAAAGAUGCUGCCGAUGAAGGAAAAAUUAUCGGUCAAUUUGGUGUUGGUUUUUAUUCAGCAUUUAUGGUAUCGAAAUCUGUUGAUGUUAUAACUCGAUCAUACAAAGCAGGUGAACCUGCUUAUCGAUGGACAUCCGAUGGAUCGGGUUCAUAUGAAAUCGAACCUCUGGUUGAUGAGGUCGAACGUGGAACAGCUAUUCGAUGUUAUUUACGCGAUGAUUGUGCUGAAUUUGCCAAAGAAGAAACUAUCAAACAGAUCGUAAAAAAAUAUAGCAACUUUGUCUCGGCACCGAUUUAUAUCAAUGAUGUUCGUGUCAAUAAUCUUCGUGCUUUAUGGAUGGAAGAUCCUAAAUCUAUCAGCGAAGAUGAACAUACAGAAUUCUAUCGAUUUGUUACUGGUCAAUAUGAUAAACCCCGAUAUACAUUGCAAUAUAAAAUUGAUGUACCAAUCAAUCUGAGAGCAUUGAUUUAUAUACCGCAAUAUAAACCAAAUAUUUUUGACGUAACUCAAGAAGCUGAUGUAGGUAUUGCUCUAUAUAGUCGAAAAGUAUUAAUUCAAGCUAAAGCUAAUCAACUUUUACCACGAUGGCUUCGAUUUGUUAAAGGUGUUGUUGAUAGUGAAGAUGUCCCGCUAAACUUAAGUCGUGAACUUUUACAAGAUAGUAAUCUCAUUCGAAAAAUUCGUUUAUUAUUAACACAACGUAUUACACGUUUUCUUCAAGAACAAGCGAAAAAAGAUAAAGUUAAAUAUCAAGAAUUUUAUGAAGAUUAUAAAUUGUUUUUCAAAGAAGGCAUUGUUCGAACGGCUGAUCAAGGUGAAAAAGAAGAUAUUGCUAAAUUAUUACGUUUUGAUUCAUCACGUGAAGAACAUGGAAAUCUAAUUAGCCUUGACGAAUAUAUUGAACGCAUGAUGCCAGAACAAAAGCAUGUCUAUUAUUUAGCCGGACCAUCACGAGAGUUAUGCGAAAAUUCACCCUAUUAUGAAGCUAUUAAACAGAAAGGUUAUGAGGUUCUCUUCGUCUAUGAAUCUCACGAUGAAGUUUUACUUAUGCAAUUAGCUGAAUUUGAUAAGAAAAAAUUAAAAUCAGUUGAAUCCGAACUUGAAACUGAUACAAAAAAAGACGAUACCAUUCUUGAAGGAGGUAAGAUAAAAUAUUUUAUUUGUUAG